AUGGCAUCACUGACUCAAUGGAUGAGUUUUUGUAAGCUCCGGGAGAUGGUUAAGGAUAGGGAAGCCUGGCGUGCUGCAGUCCAUGGGGUCUCAAAGAGUCAGACAAGACUCAGCGACAGAACAACAAGAGCACCAUCCAGGGGUGAGUUUUGCAGGUGCCACGUGUGGAGCGAAGCCCUGAUGAAGGGAGGUGGUACCCAAUGUAUUGUUAAAGACCUGUUAUUGAGCUUCUUUCUGGAACAUAACAGGCCCCAAACCUGGGACAUCAUCUGUGAUGCCUCCUUCCACUUCAUCUGCCAGAGCCAUUUAGCCCCCAGGGUCUGCUUGCCAUCUCCCAGUGCACCCCAUCUUCUCCAUCCUUCAACCCCCAUCUUUUCCUUGAAUUUUUGUAGCAAUGCUUACACAGGGUUCUCUGUCUCUAAUUUCUCCUCCUUCGAAGUGGGCCUCUAA
This is a messenger RNA of Rangifer tarandus platyrhynchus (Svalbard reindeer), 450 nucleotides long. NCBI's taxonomy places the organism in Eukaryota, Metazoa, Chordata, Mammalia, Artiodactyla, Cervidae. The record is from the annotation of a GenBank genome assembly.